UGGCUAAUUAUAGAAGGUCCUACAGAGAGAGAGAGGAAAGAUUAGCCAUGAUUAAAGCUUGUUCACAAACACAGCGACAGGACAGACAAGUGAACUGCUGCUGUAAUGAGAGGACAAUAACGCUUAAAUGCUUUAAAAUUGGGCUUGAUGUUUAGACAGAAACACUGGCGCUCACUGACCAUCAAUCAAAAAAAAGUUUGUUGAGACGAUACUGGGUUUCUAAGGAUUCCUUGGUGAGGUUGCAUGGCAUGAAGACGUAGGAAUGCCAAGAGCUGAAUCCACUGCAAUGGAUAACUCGUGUCAGGCCCUGUGCCGCACCCUAGUCUCUCAAAACGGCCUUCAGCCAGAGAACGUUGACAUUUCACAGUCUGUACUAUACACGUCCAUCAUGGGUCUUCUGCUGGUGACGGACAAAGAGAGAGAGCUGCAACUGGGAAAUGGACAAGUUGGAUUGCGUAACGUUGGAAAUACUUGUUUUCUCAAUGCCAUCGUGCAGUGUCUCUCCCACACUCGUAGUCUUCGGGACUACUGUCUGAUGAAAGCCUUUCUUCAGGACAAGCACUCCAACCAAGAACCUGUGCUUAUGAAUGAAUUCUCUAAAGUUUUGGCUGGCCUGUGGGAAUGUGAUGGCGGGGAAACCACUGUGAAUCCUGGGAAGUUUUAUCGUGUCUUUAAAGAGUCUGUGCCUUAUUUCAGUGGCUAUAGUCAACAAGAUGCUCAGGAGUUCUUGCGGUUCCUCCUGGACAGGCUACAUACAGAAAUUAACCGUCGCCCAUCCAAACGUCCUGCAGUUAUUCAAAUGAAGGAAUCAACAUACACACGAUUCAGGAUUUCAGAGGAGGCCUUUGCAAUGUGGCAGAGGCAUCUUGACAGGGAUGACAGUAAAGUUGUUGAUUUGUUCUCUGGUCAGCUGCGCAGUUCCUUGCACUGUUCAGUCUGCUCCCAUUACUCCAACACCUUUGACGUGUUUUGUGACCUGUCACUCCCCAUCCCAAAGAAGAGUGAUUAUGGCCGAACUGUCACUCUGAAAGAUUGUCUAGACCUCUUUUCACAAGAGGAAAAACUUGAUAAAGAAAACUCACCGAUGUGUGAGCGGUGUAGCCGUCGCACUGAGAGCACAAAAAGACUGACCAUCCAAAGGUUUCCUAGAAUCCUGGUAAUACACUUAAAUCGAUUUACCAUGUCAAGGUACUCAAUCUCUAAAAGCACAGUGUCCGUUUCCUUCCCCCUGACCGGGCUGGAUUUGGGGCCAUUUGGACCUGUUGACUGUGGUCCAGUGCUGUAUGAUCUGUAUGCAGUGUGCAAUCAUUCGGGAACAGUAAAUAUGGGUCACUACACAGCCGCAUGUCGAAAGGAGGAGGGUUGGUGCUACUAUAAUGACUCAUGUGUUGAUGCAAUAUCAGAGGAGAAGCUUCAGUCCAAUCAGGCAUAUGUUCUCUUUUAUGAGCUCAAAAUCUGCAAUAUCACCAGAAAAUGAGGGCAGAGAAUGUAUGUUAUUAUGAGAGACUUCAAUGAUUACGGUAAACUUCCACUGAAACAAAACUGGCACUGUGAUACGGGUUGAAAGCUAAUGAGCAAGUGUGGUCAUUUCACUUCAUUGUUAAAUUUCAUUGCCAUAUUGAGGUAUUUUUUUUUACUACUGUAAUUAUUGUUUGUAUUAACUUAAUGCACAUUCUUUUAGACAAAAAUGUAUGUUAUAAAUGUAAAUAUAGAUGUGUUAGGAACUGUUGUUUGCAUCAACAUUGUUUUUGUUUGACUUUUCUUGCAUGUUCUUAUUCUGCAAUUAAAACCUGAAUUGUUGUUUAAUUAAGAAUGCAAAGCAGGGCUAAACUAAACGGGGAAUUAAUAGUAGUGGAUAAUAUAAAACCUUUGUCUGACUGUGUGAGCACAUGCCUGUACUUUAUGUCUGACUUUACAUAUACAGUACGAAGACUUCCAUCAUUUAAAAGCUUUUAUGCUUUUCUCAUGGAAUGACAUGUAAAGUACUGUGCCAUAAAUGAAUGCCCAAUUCCUCCAAUUUAAGCCUGGCGUAGAGCUGACCGUAGCGUGCGUGCGUGUGCGUGUGUGUGUGUGCGUGCGUGCGUGUGUGUGUGUGUGUGUGUGUGUGUGUGUGUGUGUGUGUGUGUGUGUGUUAUUUAUGUUAUAGCCUACCUGUGUAAAAACCACUAAUGCUUGUUUU
Messenger RNA from Rhinichthys klamathensis goyatoka, 2179 nucleotides. It is a transcript of the gene usp21, whose product is annotated as ubiquitin specific peptidase 21. Gene Ontology annotation, molecular function: cysteine-type deubiquitinase activity. The coding region runs from base 263 to 1477 and encodes 404 amino acids. The record is from RefSeq and is a predicted model, not a curated record. Lineage: Eukaryota; Metazoa; Chordata; Actinopteri; Cypriniformes; Leuciscidae. Gene Ontology annotation, biological process: protein deubiquitination. Gene Ontology annotation, cellular component: cytoplasm. The transcript has 13 exons.